Sclerotinia sclerotiorum 1980 UF-70 is the source of this 1407-nucleotide messenger RNA. RefSeq lists its product as hypothetical. NCBI's taxonomy places the organism in Eukaryota, Fungi, Ascomycota, Leotiomycetes, Helotiales, Sclerotiniaceae. Gene Ontology annotation, biological process: post-translational protein targeting to membrane, translocation. The transcript is spliced from 3 exons. Bases 1 to 1407 code for a protein of 468 amino acids. The record is from RefSeq and is a predicted model, not a curated record. Gene Ontology annotation, cellular component: endoplasmic reticulum membrane; endoplasmic reticulum.
AUGGAUUCGCCACCACAGCCAGAUCCCCAACAAGUUCAACAACAGCAAGGUCAACCACAACCAGGACCAGUACAAAUUCAACUCAGAUUACCAAAUGGCCAACAACCAACUCCAGAACAGUUACAGAUGAUGCAACAGCAAAUUGCUCAUGAUGCACAGCAAGCUGGAAUGUCGAUACCUGAUUUCAUAGCAAAGAUCAGAGCCCAACAACAAGCCCAGCAACCAUCUCCAGAACAAAUGCAAGCAAUGCAGAAACAAUUGGCUCAAGAUGCAGAAAAGGCUGGUAUGAGUGUACCUGAAUUUGUCGCAAAGAUUAGAGCGCAGCAACAAGCUCAGCAACAAGCCCAGCAACAAGCCCAGCAGCCAUCUCCAGAACAAAUUCAAGCAAUGCAAAAACAAUUGGCUCAAGACGCAGAAAAGGCCGGUAUGACUGUACCUGAAUUUGUGGAAAAAUUAAAGGCGGAUGCAAUGGCUCAACAGCAAAAGCAAAGAGAAGCUGCAAUGCAACAGCAGCAGCAACAACAACAACCUCAACCAAUUCAACCAGGUCCUCCCAAUCCAGCAGCUAUUGCUCUCGCAAACUUUCUGAUGAGCCAGGAUUUGAAAACGAGAACAUGUAUCUUGAAUGGUCAAAGAAAGGAGAUGUUCAAAGUAAAACGUGCCCUUCGAGCAAUUCAAUCGCCAGCCUAUGAACAAGCUCGCAAAAAGAACCCACUCCUUCCAGAAGUUUCCGAUCGCGCGUCGCUUGAAAACUGCUUCAAACUUCUUCCACUUUCCCUCCUUGCACUGCGUGUUUCGAAAGCCGAUCCUCAUGAAGGUCAUGAUCAUGCUCCUGGUGCUCAUACUAUAAAGCGGGUGAAAGGACUUUGGACUGUAAAGAUUGAACAACAACAAGAAUGUAAGGAGGAGCUUCACUUUGUAUGGCUUUACGAAGGUACACAAAUCAAACAGAAAUUAUACGCCGCUGGAGCAUUAGCGAUUGUAUUUGCAGUUGUCAUGUUUCCACUUUGGCCCGUUAAGAUGAGGUUGGGUGUGUGGUAUCUAAGUAUGGGUAUGCUUGGAUUAUUGGGAUUGUUCUUUGCGAUGGCCAUUGUCAGAUUGAUUUUGUUUGGAAUUACGAUGUUUGCAGUACCUCCUGGAUUAUGGUUAUACCCGAAUUUGUUCGAGGAUGUGGGAUUCUUUGAUAGUUUCAGACCCGUCUGGGGUUGGCAAGAGGAGAAAAAGAAGAGUAAGAAGAAGUCUAAGUCAAGUGGCUCCGCAAAUGCGGGCGCUACGAUGGCAGCAAUGACAGGACAACCAGCUCCAGCAUCGGCAACUACAACAGGAUCAGCAGCACAGAUUUUAACUGGGGGAACUACACAACGAAGUCUAGCACCAAGAGUUGAGGAGGUCUUUGAUGAAGAGUAA